Molecule: messenger RNA, 2509 nt
Organism: Danaus plexippus (monarch butterfly)
Lineage: Eukaryota; Metazoa; Arthropoda; Insecta; Lepidoptera; Nymphalidae
Product: UDP-glycosyltransferase UGT5-like
Exons: 4
Coding region: 109-1665 (518 amino acids)
Molecular function (GO): UDP-glycosyltransferase activity
Source: RefSeq, a predicted model, not a curated record
GAACCCUAUUUUUUUAUUUAACCGAAGAAUCCUUUAAAGACAAAAGCUAGAAUAUUUUAAGAAAUUCUCAUUCAUUUACUAGCAAGACUUUAAAGUAAGAACAAAAAUAUGUUAAAAUUAGCAAUCUUAUACGUAAUGUGUAAUCUCGGUUUCAUAAAUUCCGCAAAAAUUCUAGCGGUGUUUCCUACUCCAUCGUACAGCCACCAAAUAGUGUUUCGUCCUUUGAUACAAGAAUUAGUUAGACAAGGUCAUCAAGUUACUCUCAUAACAACAGACCCUAUAUAUUCGAAAGGGUCUGCGUCAAUCAAUUUGACACAAAUAGAUAUCCGUGAUCAUUCUUACCAAUUGUGGCGAAAAAAUUUCGUCACUACUGCUUCUAUAAAUUAUAAUAGUAUGGCACAUCGACAAAGUGUGGCUUUUGAAAUGUUGUCGCAAGUUUUUGAAGUAUUGGUAAACCACAAAGAAGUCGCGGAAAUAAUUAAAAAGAAGAGGGGAAGUUACGAUUUGUUACUAUUAGAAGCAUGCGUAAGACAAACAUUGGCAUUUUCAUAUAUAUUUACAGUUCCCGUUAUUCAAAUAAGUUCUCUACCUGGUAUGUCAUUUAAUUAUCAAGUGGUUGGAUCUCCAACACAUCCUUUUUUAUAUCCAUCACUUUUUCAAGACAAACUGUAUAACUUAACAAAGUGGAAAAAAUUUCAACAGUUCUUUUUCAAUUAUAUGUCGUCAGAAAAAAUUAUGAUGGAAAGGGAGGCAAAAGAAAAUAUCUUACUGGAAAAACUAUUUGGCUCUGAUAUACCCCCAUUACAUGAAUUGGCUAAUAAUGUAGAUUUAUUGUUCUUGAAUGUUCAUCCAAUAUGGAUAGACAAUCAGCCUGUGCCACCAAAUGUUGUGUUUAUUGGAGGUAUUCACAAACAGCCACCAGAAGAAGUACCAACAGAUCUUUUAUAUUUCUUAAAUGCAUCUACAAAUGGAUUUAUUUACAUAAGUUUUGGUACAAAUGUUAAGCCAUCUCUACUACCUCCGGAAAAAAUUGAUAUUAUGAUAAAGGUCCUUUCUAAGCUACCUUAUAGUGUUUUAUGGAAAUGGGACAAAGAAGGGAUGCCACGACAAACGAAUAAUAUAAAAUAUGUUCCAUGGGUACCACAAAAAGAUAUUCUUAUGCAUCCAAAUAUAAAAUUAUUUGUUACACAAUGCGGUCUGCAGUCAACCGAAGAAGCAAUAAACGCUUUGGUACCCCUGAUUGGAAUUCCAGUACUUGGUGAUCAAUUUUACAAUGCGGAAAAAUAUGUUUACCAUGGUAUUGGGAUAAAACUUGAUUUAGAUUAUCUCAGUGAGGAAGUAUUUAGCGGAGCUCUCGAAACAAUAUUAAAUAGUAAAAGUUACCGCGAAAACCUUAUACGAUUGAGGAAUAUAAUGAAUGAUCAGCCUGAGUCAGCAUUGCAGCGAGCUAUCUGGUGGAUAGAUUAUACAUUAAGACAUGGUGGCGCUAAACAUUUACGAGCACGUGGAGCUAACAUCACGUGGGCACAGUACUUAGAGCUGGAAUUGGUCUUCACGGUUUUAUCAGCGGUUCUUAUUACGUUGGUUUUAAUUUUUCUCGUCAUGUAUUAUCUUUGGAGAAUCAUAACAAAAAACAUUUUUUCGUUUAAAACAAAGCGAGAAUAAAGACGAUAGGAUGUUAAGUUAUUGUUAUUUUGUGAUCGAUAAAAAUAUUUGCCGUAAAGAUAAAUAAACUUAGCCAUUAAUUUAAAUUACAAUAUCUUUACUUAUAUGCAUGCAAUUAAGGCAGAUUAGAAAGUAUCUGAUACUGGAUGUAAAAAAAUUGGUAAGGGUAUGGAUGCAGUAGACUUACUAUAUAAUUAGUGAUUUUAUCAAUCUUAGUUACUUAAUACUUGGUGGUUUUGCGUAAUUUAAAGCUGCAAGAAAUCUACAAAUUGUCUUGAAUUGAUAACUACUCCCGAUUUUUCUUUUAAUAACAGAAGCUUAUUUUAUGGACGGGCCUAACAAACUUGACCAGAAACAUGCUGUGUAACUUGUAAUUGAUAAAUUGUUAAUUUGUUCUUAUCUUAAAUAAAAAUAGGUUGAGUUUUCUAUCCCAUAAAAGGCGAUUCAAAAACUUUUUUGUAGACUUCAGCCAGGCACCAAAAAAAUUAAGAAUAAAUUAUAUUAUCACUUGGUUUUGCCCGUAACAUUACCAGACUGAUGUUCGGCAUUGGGUUCGAAGAAAAAUGUAUAAAGUAUAUUACAACUUUAUAUCUAUAAACUGAGUCACAGGCAUUUAUAAAUAAUACAACAGUUAUGCUAUGAUCUGUCAUAAAUUUAAUCAAAAUCCAUUUAGCAAUUUUUGUUUCAAUCACCAACAACAUCCAUACAAAACCUCACUAAUUUUCCCAUUUAUAUUACUAAGAUUACUAAGAUACGGUAGAUAUAUCAAAGUCGUGAAUAAAAUAACAGGAUUCCUAAAUACGCGUAGUUGUAGCAUCACCGAAUCCUUUGACCUUAAAAUGUU